AUGAGUACAGCCUACCACCCCCAGUCAGAUGGAGAAACGGAACGCGUUAACCAAGAACUAGAAGUGUACCUCCGACUCUACUGCGGUAACAACCCCGAGUCAUGGGUAGACCAACUACCGGACCUCGAAUUCUGCCAUAACACACGCGAACACUCAGUGCGGAAGAUGUCGUCAUUCCGCAUGAUGAUGGGAUACGAACCACGCGGAAUCCUGUCGGUACUCCCUAGGAAAAUUGUACCCUCAGUCGAAACUCGGUUAUCUGAACUCCAGAAGAUUCGAGAUGAGGCCCUAGCCAUGCACGAGCUAGUAAGACAGCAUAUGGCAGAACGGAUCAGAAAAGGCUCACCACACUUCGCAAAGGGUCAGAAGGUCUGGCUCGAUACAAAGAACCUGAACAUCGGGUACCCAACACGGAAGAUGGCUCCGAAACGUGAAGGCCCCUUUAUUAUUGAAGAACGAAUAGGCCCCGUGGACUACCGCCUGACCCUACCACGAGGAUGGAGAAUCCACCCCGUAUUCCACGCCAGCCUUCUAUCACCUUACAAAGAAACGGAGAUCCACAGCCCAAAUGAUACGAGACCACCGCCUGACCUUAUUGAAGAGCACGAGGAAUACGAAGUCGAAGCAAUCCUAAACCACCGACAAAGAUACGGUUGGACCCAAUACCUGGUCAAGUGGAAAGGAUAUGCUUCUGCCGAGAACUCAUGGGAACCUGAAGCGAAUCUGACAAAUGCCAAGGGACUACUAGGGGAAUACAAAAGGCGACGAUGCCUGCGUCGUAUCUCAGCAAUCGCCCGCAUAGACCUUCACCACUUCUGA
Molecule: messenger RNA, 819 nt
Organism: Sparassis crispa
Lineage: Eukaryota; Fungi; Basidiomycota; Agaricomycetes; Polyporales; Sparassidaceae
Product: Transposon Tf2-12 polyprotein
Exons: 1
Coding region: 1-819 (272 amino acids)
Biological process (GO): chromatin organization; negative regulation of transcription by RNA polymerase II
Cellular component (GO): pericentric heterochromatin
Molecular function (GO): chromatin binding; nucleic acid binding
Source: RefSeq, a predicted model, not a curated record